Dovyalis caffra is the source of this 507-nucleotide messenger RNA. NCBI's taxonomy places the organism in Eukaryota, Viridiplantae, Streptophyta, Magnoliopsida, Malpighiales, Salicaceae. The record is from the annotation of a GenBank genome assembly.
AUGGAAUCUUAUGGCCAACAAGUGAUUUUAAUCACUGGUUGCACCCAAGGAGGCAUAGGUCAUGCCUUGGCACGUGAAUUUGCUACUAGCAACUGCCUUGUUGUGGCCACGGCUAGGUCUUUGACUUCCAUGAGAGACCUUGAGCAUGAUCGCAGAUUUUACCUCCAAGAAUUGGAUGUUUUGUCAGAUGAGAGUGUGCAGCAUGUUGUGUCAAAUGUUGUUGAAAGAUAUGGUAGAGUUGAUAUUUUGGUUAACAAUGCUGGGAUUCAAUGUGUUGGCCCUCUUGCUGAGAUCCCUUUAUCUGCUAUGCAAAACACUUUCAAUACCAAUGUUUUUGGCCAUUUUAUAUAUGGGAAUUUGGAGUUCUUGUUUGGUUCCAGGUGCUGUGCAAAGAUAAUGAAUAUUCACCUCUCUCUCACUCUAUUUGUUAUGGUGCAGAUUGAUAGAGCUCAUGAUUACAAAAAUGGUUUGGCUAUUCGGUUUUUGAUUUGUACAUGGGCGGCAUAA